This is a messenger RNA of Megachile rotundata (alfalfa leafcutting bee), 11188 nucleotides long. RefSeq lists its product as uncharacterized. The record is from RefSeq and is a predicted model, not a curated record. Lineage: Eukaryota; Metazoa; Arthropoda; Insecta; Hymenoptera; Megachilidae.
UACAAAAUCCCAAUGUUCCAAUUUUCCAAAUUUAUGAAAAAUAAUUGCCACAGACAUUUAAAUACAUUAUGAAUGAGUUAUAUAUCGCAUGUGCAAAACGCAAUUUUACAUCGAUUAACAUUCUUGUGACAUCAAAACGCUUUUGGAUAUUUAAAUUUCUUCAUAGGAAACUUAAAAAGCGUGAUCGAUACAGAUUAUAUUGGAACGUAGCUAAGCUACCUGGUUCCAGAAGACGCGUGAUAUCUGUGUAGUAGUCGUGUCCAAUAUGGCGUGUAUAUUCAGAAUUGCAUUAACGUGCAGGUAAGCCUUUGUUCGAUUUUUUCCGAUCCAUAUUGGACAGAUAAAUUGAAAAACAAAAGUCCACACAUCUUGUAAUCGUAACUUUUCAUGUCAACCUAUAACUUCUGUCGCAAAACGUGAAAUUAAAUAUUAAUACAUGUUUUCCCUUAAAAUAUGUGAACUUUGUCAACCUUUGCACCUUCAAGGUCUGUUUAGUGAGGUGCAUUUAUGAUGACAGGUGUGUCGUGUGAAGAAUAUAUAUUUUCGACCGAAUAAUUCAAAAAGGAAUAAUAACUUUCCAUGGAACAAAAGAAGAAAAACAUUUUAGAGGAACAUAUUUACUGUACAGUAAAGUUUGCUGUUGGCAACUGUUAUGCAGAUUCUGCUCCUGCCUUUAGUACGAUCGUUUGUGAAUAAAGGGAAUCAGAUAAACAUUGAAAACUUGUAGUCAAACAAUGUACAAUGAACUACGGUGGAAAUAUGCCAGAUUGGCACCAAUAUAAUGCUUCUCAAACAAAUGAAGUUACGUCUUCUACUCAAAAUGUGAAUUCUGGUCACUUAGCAUUCAUUCCUGGUGUUAAUCAUUCUACCUUGAAUGCUCUCAGUCUUGGUUCAGAGAAUCUUAACAAGCAUCAAAGUGAUGCCACUUUUAAUCCAAGAAACUACCAGUCUUACAACAAUGUCUCAAAUGGUCCUAACAUUCCAAACAAUAGUCCUCUUGCAUCCAUGGUGCAAAUGCAAAACUGUAUUGGACACUAUGGUUCUACGAAUACAAGGAACCCUAUGUUGGAUAACAUAAAUACUUCAGUGGAUCCUAGAAAUGCUACAGUUGGGGCUAUAAAUGAUGAAAUAGGAUAUCGGACUAACCAGGUGCCUUUUAAUGGGCCUAUUGGCCAUCUAAGUGGGCCAAGUUGUAAUUUAAAUGCAUCAUCUGGACCUAUACCUGGACCUGGACCAGGACCAGGUUCAGGAUUUGGACCACAAACUAAUUCUGGGCCAGGAUCUAAUUCUGGAAACAAUUCUGGGAAUGGUCCUGGCCCUAAUUCUAUGUACGGACCCGGUCCUAGGCAUGGACCUAUACCAGGACCUGGAUCAGGAUCAGGGUCUGGAAAUUUGGGACCAAGAAGCACUAAUAUUAAUUCAGUAUCUUCUGGAAAAUCUGGACCUUCUUCGUUUAUGCCUUGUAAAGGUGUUUGUUGUAAUUCUAAUCCUAAUAUUAAUUAUCAACAGUGGGAAAAGUUUGGACCUUAUCAAAAUGCUGCACCCUUUAGAGAUAAUGUACAUUUGUCUGGUUGCCAAAUGGAAAACAGACAUUUUGGAAAUAAUUGCAAUUUUAGAAAGGAUAAUUUAGAAGGUAAAGAAGUAAUGGGACCUGUAUUACCUAAUGCACCUGCCAUAGAUCAUAGAAGAAACUAUUCUGAUUACAAAUAUCAUAAAGAUCAUUUAGCACAUAGGAAUUAUCCAGCGUCUUCGGGAAUGUUUCAUAAUUAUAAUGUACAAAAUUAUAACUAUUCGACAGAGCAUCAGAAAUAUACUUAUCCUAUGAAAGAGCAUCCAAAGGCAAAUAAUAUGAAUAUGUCGAAUUCAGGAAUGCUUAAACACCAAGAACAGAACUUUAUUACUCAACAGAAAUUUAACAAUAAACAGUUUCAAUAUCAAAAUGGAAAUAUGCUACCUAAAGGAGUGCCUACAUUAAACGUCAACACUAAUAUGGCGUCGUCCCCACAAAAUCCUUAUUUGAAUGCACAAUUUCCACGAAACAUUACAACCGAAAUGAAUCACGAAUGUCAAGAAACUACUGACAGCACUGCAGUUGUAAAUAGAAUACCGAACACGUUUAUGCAUAGUACUCCUUCUCAGCAUCAAGUGUAUCAACAUAAAAUUGCGAUGCAAAAAUAUGCGAUGGAAAAUCACCUUAGGGAAUUGAGUAACAUACCUGGUUAUCAGUCUCACCCAAAAUAUAAAGAAUGUGUUCUGAGAUACAGGGAAAUAUUAAAACUACAACAAUCAACUGGUUACCAAAAUCCUGUUCAACAGAACCCACGCGUUGCAACACCAGUUAACGCUUCGGUACCACCGAUUAAUUUACACUUUGAUCAGAAUGGUAUGUUGAUAAAUUCAAGCUACAUCGCUGAUGGAUUUAGUAAAGUGCAGCAUGCGCCAGCGGUAGAACAACCAUCAGAAAGCAUAGAAAAACAGUCUAAGGAUCAAGCCAUAGCCAUUGCCAAUGAAAAGCGUCAGCAAGUGCAGCAAGCAGAACAGUUAAUAAUCCCUCCACAAAGCGAGCGUAUUCCUUCAUCUUGCGUGGAAACGUUUCAGAAGCAAAAUCAGUUUCCUAUACGCAAGGAUUUUAAUCAGAACCAAUUAAAAGUACAAACGAGUGAGAGUCAUAGUUUUGAUACAUUAAACGCUGUUAAGAAUAACGAAACAGCGAUGUUACAGCAGAAAGCUUCUAAAGAAUUUGCCAAUAAACCAGAGCUCGAUGUCCGGCAGUUUUUGGCCAACUGGGACGAAACCGACGAUGAAGAUGGGGCGACAUCGAAUUUGCAAGACACUGCUUUGAGUGAAACAACUCCAGUUGUCGUGGUAAGUUACGAAAACGUGGAUCUAUCGCCGAAAACACCGCAGGAUGCUGAGGUAUCCAAAAGAACUAGCUAUUGCUCAAACGAAACUGACUUGGACAAUGCCAAGGAAGGUGAAACAAACGCGAUAGCAACUCAAGAUUGUUUAACGAUAUCUUACUCGCCGUCUGAGAGCACCGAAAUUGCGAAGACAUCCAAACGAACGAUCAGAGAAGGCGUGGUAAAACCUGGUAGCAUUAUACACUGUAUAAGCAACGGUCCUGACGAAAUACCCACGAUACAUAUAGUUGAUAAUUUAGAAAUAAGCAACAUUCUAGGCACGUGUAGCGAACAAGUCAUACAAACGUUGGAAAAACAGAAGACGAUAUCUUUCUUCAAGGAAACAAGUAACAACGAAACGGAACCGAUGACUCUGGAAGACGCUGAGCAGCAAGAUAAGAACGAGACUGACGUAUUAUCAACUAAUUAUGAUGGAUCUCUUAACGAUGUAACCAAAAACGACAACAUGGAGGAUCCUGAUCCCGUUCGAACGAGUACUGUGUCUAUAAACAGCCAAGAGUUGAGAACAAAAAACAAUCUGGACGUUACUAACAACAUGGACUUGAAGAAGCAGAGUAGCUUCGCGAGCGAGGAAUCCCAUAAUCCAGACGAUAUCAGUUUACCAGAUUUACCAACAUCAGAAUGCACGCCAAUCUCUACUACCUUGAACACUCCUAUUCAUUCUGACACAGAAGAGUCCUCACAGAACAUGGAGGACCUGUCUAUCUCGACAAACCCGAUAGAGGUGAUGCAGAACAGUCCUGUGAUCAGUUUCACCCAACUCAACAACGAGGAAAAAUCAAAAAACAGAUCUCUUGGCACGCUGGAGCUGGAAUUUCAGAAACAAAACAGUUACAAAACAAACGAUCAAGAAGUAACCCUUGGUAACUUCAACUUUGCAAGUGAUUGCAAAGUAAAAUCAGCUGAAACUAAAGGUAAGCAGGUAAAAAGUUUAGGGAUCAAUACAGUAAAAAAGAAGGUGUUCUUGAUAGAUGGUAGAGAGAUUGAUACGAGGAUUUCAGACACGUGUGCUGCUUUGACGUCCAUCGAGUACGAACUGGGUGUUGAACAAGAGCCAGUGGAUCAUGAGAAAAGUUCAGAGCGUGCGUCUCCUGGUUGUGUGAAACACAGAAGCGCCAGGAAAUCGACGGAUUCGGUGGAUAACAUCGUUCAGAAUGUUGUUUCCACAGGUAUCAAUGCAAAUUUGAGCCCAGCAGAAUCUGACGACGAAACGCAAAUCAGAAGGAGAAAAAUAAAGACUUCGAGCGUGUCCACCAGUACCAACUCCGAAGUUGAUAUCAGAAAAAGAGCGAAGGAGAAAAUGGACUUGGAAGACAAAGGCGCGAAUAAAUAUUCAGAGAGAAGUUUAUCUCAGAGAAAAGACACGACAGACCAUUUGAGACAAUCAAAAGGUUCCGACGCGAGAAGAUUCGACGAAGCAAGUUCCUCCCAAAGCGAGGAGCACCCUGUGUGCCAUAUGACUUCUCAAUACAAACAUUAUUCCGUUGCUGUGAUAAAGGAUAAAGUUACUUUAAGCGAUAAACGGUCGGGCCGUGGCCUAGACAGGACUUCCGGCGAUAAGUCGCCGGAAACGAGAACGAGCAACAAUACCAAAGAGUUUUUAGACGAGAUGGAAAUUAAGAAACGCGUUUCUGGCAGGACUCACGAAAGCGUUCAAAGUUCAAGAAAAUCCGAAUUGUUGCAGAAAGAUCUGAAACCCGUCGACGGGGACGUUAGGUACACCGCGGAGGAGAUACGCAUGUUGAAGGAGUAUAGGCGAAGAAAAGUUCAGGACAAGUCCAAGCAUUCCUUUAAAACUUCAGAAGAGCCCCAGAAGAACGACGAGAACUCGUCUCGUUCCAGAAGCAGUAAACUCGAAUGUCCCCAAAUACGACAGUCCAGUGAACUUCAUGGAGCAUGUUCAGAGCAGAAUUUGUCGGUGGUCGAGUCGACUGCGAAGAAACUGGAUACGCGAGAGGAAAUGGGACAUGCGUGUUCGAAAAGCUUCUGCAAGAACACUGACUUUGGGAUUCAAGUGGCGAACGUGAAUUUAAAAAUCAAAGACAAUGACAUGGGCAAAGAACUGAUUCUGGGGGAGAAGGGUCCAGAGCAGAUAAAAGAUUCCCUAGAAGGAAUCCAGAUCCAGAUAAACGUAUCGUGCACGGAUCAAAACUCAAAGGGACAGGAGCAGAAAAGGUUGUUGUACGACGAUAGAGGUUUGUACGAAGUUGAAGAGUCACCUGCAUUAGACUGUCAAUGUCGAAUACACGCCAAAGAACAGGAAACGGUUGACGCUUCGAGAACGGCCGACAAAGUUCACAGAGUAACCGACAAGCCCGUGGACGCUGUUGAGGUAACUACUGUGGACACGAAUGCGAAUUCUUUCAAAAAACGUAGGAGAGCUUCGAUGGGAACUAACGAAGACACUUGUGUUCUAACUUCGACGCGUAGCGAUGCAUGUUGCAAAGAAAUGUUGAAGGCGGACUCAGUGGGUAUUUAUCCCGUCGACGAUAAAUUGAAGCGUGCAAUAUCCAAUACUGCCAUAGUCGAUGCAAAUAAUAAAAUUAAGGCGAAGAGUAAGUGCGAAGGCGACAGAGAGGAUAGCAAGAACUUGGAAACAGUGAAAGUACAAAAAGCACCUUUCACGAGUUUCGUGGACACUUCCAUGGAAGUGUUCAAGAGACACGAGGAAAAGGAAGCGGCUCAUCAGCCGAAAAACACGAAGAAACUACUAGAUAGUGGUCUCGAAGCCAGAUCGCUGAGUUCCCUGAACUCUUUAGAUUUUAAUUUCGACUACAAAAAGUACUCUAACGUGAACUUCGAACGCGAGCUGGACGACGAUUACCCGGGCAAAUGGAAGAAGCCAAAGAUCGAUCAGAUUUUUGAAGACUGCGAUGUGUUUCAAAGUAGUAGCGGCUACGUGAAUCCUAUUUUCUCGAGUAUAGAUAAGCUGGAGGACUUGCACACAGUUCCUGUAUACACUACCAAAGACGGCAAGAUAUCCUACAGCCCUAAUCGAAGAUUUACCUACCACGAGCUGAUGAUGGAGGCUCGUAAACGAGAAACUUGUGUUUCUGCGAAGAAGUCUCAUUAUGCGGACACCUGGAACAAUUAUUAUAACUCGAAAUUUCGCAAACUGUAUAAGAGAAAGCGGCAUCAUCCUUUCAGCGAGAAAAAGAAAUACGAAUUCAAGAGCACCAAGUAUCUGUACGACAGGAAGAGGAAUUAUUCGGAUGAGUUUUAUGGAAAAAGUAACACGAGGUACAAGGAUUAUGUGCAUAGCAUUAAAAAUAAUAAUGCUGUCUGGAUAGAUCAGUAUAAAAUGGACAGUAGCAGCGACUCGGAUGAGGAGAUCAAACGUCGCAUUGCUGAAAGUAGUUCUAAAAAGAGUCACGAAACCAAACUUGUAUCCUCCAAAUCACCUAAAAACCAUGUUACCGUUGACGAGUUGGAUGGGGACUGUAGAAACAAGGAGGAUGAUAUGUCUGAUGUAUGCUUAAGUAAAGAUAAAAAUACGUGCUUAGAAGAAUCACAGUCUGUUCGGGUGCAGUCGCUCGAUGGUGGUACAGGUAAUGAAAGUUGUCAAGAUAAUGAUAAUAUUGUAAAUGAUAAUCUUACUCUUAUGCAAACAGAUGCUACGUUGCCAACAACAAAUCAGGGUAAAGAAGAGGCUAACUCUAAUCUAAAUGAAUGUUCAGCAUUGGAGGAAUUAUGUGAAUUAACUCCAGAGAAGCUUGAAGUAAAUGAAAGUAAGAAUUUAGGUGAUGAAUGUACUGAACUGCCUGUUGAUGAAUCCAAAGAUUCAACUGUUCCUGCUAAUGAAGAAGAAACUGUAAAUACUGCAGAUGGAUCUUCAGCUUUGGAGUUGCUCAAUGAAGCUCCUUCAUCAAUGAACGAGGACGAGCAGAAUGCAUCGAGUAACGUUGGAGAAGACAAGAACAGCGAAAUUUGUCUUUCAGAAACAACACAGCUCGAUAAACAAGAAGAGGAAAGUGAUGGUUCAAAAGUGGUGGAUGAUCAGCCUUCUGUAGAUAAUACAGAGAAUAUAAAACAAGUUGAUGCUUCCGAAGAUUUGCAAAGUCAUCAGACUGAGUCAGCAGAAUUUGAAAUAAACGUGGCAGAUUGUCCAACAACAGAGAGUUCAGAGUCUCGUGUAGACUCUAGUAAUAUAACUGCGCAGAUCUCGGAAGAAUUUCUGGAAUCUGAAAAAUAUAUAAGCACCUCUGAUAAAAUGGCUGAAGAAUCAUCUGAGAAUGUUAACAAUAAAGUGGACGAAGAAUCACCAAUAAUAUCAGAAGAAAAUAUUUUAGAUUGUGCAGAAGAGAAUAUUCAACUCACGGAAGAAAUAGUCCUUUUGUCUAAAGAGCAAGAACCUGAAGAAUGUAUGAGCGAAGAAAUUGAAAAGAAUGUUGAGUCAUUAGUAUAUGAAAACGGUGGUAAUUCUCCAAAAGAGGCUGUAAACGAGAUGUCAGAAGAGCAAGAGAACUCUGAAUCUCAAUUAGUGCAGAUGGACGCAGCAAUUGAUCAACAAAAUAAUCUAGAUUUUGGUAUGCUUGAAACUGUUGAAAAUCAAAAAGAUAUAGUCAUUGCUUCUGUUCAGAUGGGACAGAACGAAGAAGAACCAAAUUUAUUAGAUUUUUCCAAAGAUACUAUUUAUAAUGAAAAUGAUAAUGCCAUUGAAAGUUUAGAAGCAUCUAAUGCGGAGGAAAUGGAAAUGGCUUUAUCAAGUAUAGAAGACACAUCAGUGGAAGAACAGGAAAUGAUGGAUCAUCUGCAUGACCACUGUAGCGAAAUGCAGAGUAUGUCUGAACACAAUUCGACUAGAAGUUCUUCGGUAGAAAAAGAGAUGCCUGUUCUGAACGAGUAUUGCACUAUCGAUGAUUCUCCGGUUGAACAUCCUGACGAUAUAGACAGAACGGAAUAUGACACUGAAAAGCAAGAUCCUCUGUCUUUUGAUCCAUAUGGUAACUGCAGUCAUUCCCCAGAAAGCAAUACGGAUGUAAAAGCAAUACCAAAGCUCAUCAUCAAGAAGGAUGCUUUAAAUACAAAGCCCGAGUCUUUGUCAAACUGUACUGAAACUGAUAAUUGUUCGGACAUGUACGAUGCAAAGCUGCUUCCCGAAACACGACCCAAGAUUCCAAAAAUGAUAAUUGUGAAGAGUAGAUCUCGUUCAGCAACUCCCACUGUAGAGCUCUUAGAAAAAGCAAAAUCUGAAAGAACACCGCAACAUUCUUCAGAGGACAACGAUGUAAACGUAAACGUAGAUAACAGCGACUCGGAACAGUACACCUUAAAGUACAACUAUAAAAACAAGGUACCAAAAGUGAAGAUAAAGUUGGAAGAUAUAUCUUCAAAAGAUUUGAAGCUGUACUUGAAGCGGAAGGCUUUGAAGAGUGUUCCAAAAAUGAAGAUCAAGAAACUUAAAAAUCAAGAUGUCAAGCAUGUUUCAAAAUAUGAAACACAGGAUACCUCUGAGUCGGACGCUACUGAUUCUGAAAACGAGAGUCACCAGGCAUCAAUGGUUAGCGAUGCAGAAUCAGAAAAGAUACCAAAGCUGAGACUGAAGAGACAAGACGAAGACAAAUCUGCGGAGCAAGUAAGAGAAAAAGAUUCCAAAGUGAUCCCAAAGAAAAGCAGGAAAACGAAGGAAGAAGAUGCAAAGCAUUCGGUGAAGCAGGACAACAUCGCAGCUGACGAUGAGCUUAGAAAAAAGUUUCCACAAUACAUUAUUGAGAAAGUUCCCAAAGUUAUUAUAAAAAGAACGCAAAUAGGGACAGAGUUUAAAUGUGAAAUUAGCAAAAGUAAAAAGGCGUCGGUUGCUGAAACCUCAAAGUGGCAACCAAAGGUGAAGCUACAGAGACUAGAACUUUUGGAUCAUAUCGUGAAGGAUUUGAAGCAAUCAAAAAUUACAUUAAAGAAUAUAUUCAACACGCCAACUCUUGUUACAGAUAGCAGUACCAGUGUUGCUGACAAGAAUUUAAAUCAGAAUAGUAAAGUUAAAUUAUCUAGGUCUAAUUCAGUAUCCAGUUUAUCUCUUGUAAAGUGUAAACAGAGGAGAUUGUCAGAUUCUGGUUACUUAAAGGAUACCAAAUCAAUUAGUGAGUUCAGUAGCAAUUCAAGAAGUUCCAAUGAUAGGGUAGCUGGUUCUACAUUAGUCAACGAUGAAACUGCAAAGAAAAAAAAUAGAAAAAGAUUGUCUUCUCAGAGUAAAUCAGUGAAUACUGAUCUAAAUAAUCAGAAUGAGUCAGAUGAAACGUCAAGGAGCACGGAAAGGAACUUUAGAAAUUUUCUUAUAAAUGAAUAUAAUGAUCUGAUGAUUACAAAAGGCGAAUACAAUUCGUGUUUUAUGACUGAGGAAAGCUCACCUUCCGUAGAAAACAAGUUUCUAGAAUCUGAUAUUACACGGUUGCACAGCUACGACAAUAAUGAUAAUUCCAUUAUUAAAGUUGAGUCUUCAGAUGAUAGUCAAACCACCAUAGAAAUUUUGCCAGCAUCGCCGGAUAGCUGUGACGGUGAAACAGAAAAAAAUUGUGAAUUCGAGAGGAUUAAUAAAUUGCACAUGGAGGAUGCUAUACCAACUCAACUGGAACUUGAAUUAGAGCUCAUUGAUAAUAAAAUGCAACAUUCCGGUAUGUUUAUGUUAGACAACGAUCAUGCUUCACAUUCCAAAAAUGAGUACCCAAACGAGAAGUCGAGGGAAACUUACUUCAGCGAGUUCCAACGUUCUUCGGAUGAUACUUUCAGUCAGAAUAAGUACAUGUUUGAACAGAAUGGACAGAGUUCGAGGAAUACAUCAAAUGAUUACUUUUACUGCACCGAUUUGUUAGUCAAAGAAGUGCUAGCUGCCAAAGAGGCUCUGAAGAAAUGUCUAACUCGACCUGAGAACAAAGAUCUGGAAAGCUGGACGUCAAGGCCUAAAACUAUGGCAGAGAAGAAGCAAGGUUCAAGUUUUAAUUUUAAGGGUUUUGAAGAGUCAUGUGAAUCUGAAUGCGCAGGUUGCAAUGAUGGCGAUGAUGCAAAGGUACAUAGGAAAUCUAAGAAUUUGGAAAAGAAAGAACACAAAUCUCCUCGUCGAGACGCUGAAGAAGCUGAAGAAAGAUACUUGAAGCAGAAUAAGCAUCUCUCUGUGGGAAAAGAGAUCUCAAAGGAUUCACAGAAUGAAAUGAUUUACACUGUAGAAUGUCCUACAGCUUCUACGUGUGGACGCACUAAUGUACCUGAGUCAACUACAAUUUCUUUGAAGACUUCUAAGAAAUCGGAUAAGGAUUCAACGAAUGAAGUAUCUGCGAUAGAAACUGAUAUUACGGAAUUAACUGAUAAGCUCAAAGAUGGAAAAGAAUUUCACGGAGAGAAAUCUAAGAAGGAAGCGAACAGCACUCAGAGUCAAAAAGAGGAGGGUUCAAACGAUUCGAAGACGAAGGAAGACAAUAUGCCAUUAUUAAUACCAGAGUUUGCCUUGAACUUUGAUUCCAGUUCAGAUAGAGAUAGUUCCAGGUCCCCUCCAGUAAUAACGAAUCAAGAAGAGGUUAAUAAUGCGACAACGGGUGAAAAGAGUAUAGAAAACAAAGUGAUAGCUCCUAUCGAGAAAAUAGCAGAGGGUAAAGAUUCUUACAAGGAUUGUGAAAUGACCAUUGCUGAUAUUAUAACGCAACUAGCUUAUCAUGAAAAGGCAACAAUAAAACAUAAAAGGUAUUGUAACUUAUGCGAGAGAUGGUUUCCCACAACAUCACGACACCGAAGACACUUAGCCGGAUAUCAACACCGUUACAUGGAACUGACACAACGUAAAAGUAUUCACGCACUUUUCAUUCUAUUCACUGGUAAACCUUGUCCACGACUCUUACCAGCAAACGUCAUUCGGAAUGAUUGUUCUAUUGGAGAAUUAACGCCAUUACAAAUCGCUGUUCAGGAUAUCGCAAAGUGUGUAGAAUAUACACAACAAGAUUUUAAAACAAAAGAAUGAUAAUAACGAGUUGUAACAAAUUAUUUUGAUUGCAUAUAUGCAUUUCCUGUGAUCACCUAUACUGGAACAAAUGAUGUGAGUACCUUUAAACAAGUACUAUAAUAAUAAACGUAAAAAGGAGUAACACUUUUAAUCUCAAUCGAAUCGUACAUGUUCAUUAUGUUGGUAAUGAUAUUACCGUUGUACAAUUAUUAUGAUAAAAGAAGAAUUAACGUCAGAGUGAUGUUAAUUGUUAAAAGUUACUUGAAAAUAGAAAAAAAAUAUUUUAAGUAGUUGUAUAUUUAGCCAAAGAUUUUAGCAAAAAAAAAACGUACAUGUUAUAUUA